Telopea speciosissima is the source of this 1137-nucleotide messenger RNA. RefSeq names its product L-type lectin-domain containing receptor kinase IX.1-like. Gene Ontology annotation, molecular function: ATP binding; protein kinase activity. NCBI's taxonomy places the organism in Eukaryota, Viridiplantae, Streptophyta, Magnoliopsida, Proteales, Proteaceae. Bases 1 to 1137 code for a protein of 378 amino acids. Gene Ontology annotation, cellular component: plasma membrane. Gene Ontology annotation, biological process: protein phosphorylation. The transcript has a single exon. The record is from RefSeq and is a predicted model, not a curated record.
AUGGUUAUUACUUCCUUGAUUUUGUAUUGGUUUUUCAAUCGGAGAAAGAAUCGGGAAAUUAAAGCAGAUGAUGAUGUGGUCUUGGAUGUGCCAACGGGGCCUAGAAAGUUCUCUUAUGCUGAAUUGGCUAAAUCAACUAACAACUUCGAUGAGAAACAAAAGCUAGGAGAGGGAGGAUUUGGAGGUGUUUAUAGAGGUUUCUUGAGUGAUCUCAACAUCGAUGUUGCUGUGAAAAGGAUCUCUGAAAGAUCUAAACAAGGGGUAGAAGAGUAUGCAUCGGAAGUGAAUAUCAUUAGUCGAUUGCGGCAUCGGAACCUUGUGAAACUUAUUGGUUGGUGCCACCAACAGAAAGAGCUACUUCUUGUGUAUGAGUUCAUGCCCAAUGGAAGCCUUGAUGCCCAUCUAUUUCGAAAUCGGGGUUCCUCCUUGACAUGGGAGUUGAGGUACAAGAUAGCUCUAGACUUAGCCUAUGCAAUACGUUAUUUGCAUGAAGAGUGGGAUCAAUGUGUCGUCCACAGGGAUAUUAAAUCCAGUAAUGUAAUUCUGGAUUCCAACUUCAAUGCUAAGCUUGGGGAUUUCGGUAUGGCUAGGCUUGUGGAACAUGAAAAAGAGUCCGAAACUAUCAAUUUUGUAGCUGGAACUCUGGGAUACAUGGCGCCUGAAUAUAUUAUUACUGGGAAGGCUAGCAAAGAAUCUGAUGUCUAUAGCUUUGGUGUUGUUCUUUUAGAAAUUGCUUGUGGGAGAAAGGCAGUUGAGAUGAAGGCUGAUCCAAGUGAAGAAAGUUUGGUAAACUGGGUUCGAGAGCUCUAUGGAAGAGGAAAACAUUUAGAAGCGGCUGACCCAAGCCAAGGUAUGAAUUUUGACGAACGGCAAAUAGAGUGUUUGAUGAUUGUUGGGUUAUGGUGUGCUCAUCCGGACUAUAAGCUCCGACCUUCUAUUUGGGAAGCUAUUCUUGUUCUCAAAUUUGAUGCUUCACUGCCGCCCCUCAAUUCCGUAUGUUUACAUUCCGGAUUACAUCAUCUAUCUGUUGGUUCUACAGAAUGUGAUGCAAGUCAUACCCGACGAUCGUUCAACGGCUGCACCAUUGAUUCUGCUUCAUCAUCUUCUUACUCGGCAUCACUCCUAUUGCCACGUUAA